AUGGUUAGAGUCUCACAGAGUACGGAUGCUGAGAUUGAGUCAAAGAUCGUCCGCACAUUUCCUGGUCCCACAAGAGAUACUCCUAGCACAUUGCCUCUAAAUGAUCUCGGGCGAAAUCAGGAUGGAUUCGAGUGGAGCGGGAGAGACCGAUUGACGGCGAAGCUGGGUGGGUUGGCAAUGGCCGUCUGUACAGAGAGCCUUUCCGUGCGAAAAAGCUCUGGAGUUGCCCCAGAGGACAACUUGGCUUUAAAGCUCAAAGCGUCAGAUGCGUUUCAAAAGCAGGAGUAUGCCGAUGCUCAAGGAGGGUACGGGUUUCCGGGAGAGGAACACGGCUUCCGACAUACCUGCAGGAGAUUUCCGGAAAAUGGAGGUGAGGAUGGAAUGGCUCUUCUGCUCAGCGACGGAGAACCAGCAAUGACGGCUAGAUACAACAGCCUCCGAGAGGUGUCGGUUUCUAGAAGCACCUCUGACCUGAAUGAAAGGAAAAUCGUCCAAGAAACAAACCGCGGCAGAACCGAGUGA
Messenger RNA from Penicillium canariense, 522 nucleotides. RefSeq lists its product as uncharacterized. The record is from RefSeq and is a predicted model, not a curated record. The transcript has a single exon. NCBI's taxonomy places the organism in Eukaryota, Fungi, Ascomycota, Eurotiomycetes, Eurotiales, Aspergillaceae. Bases 1 to 522 code for a protein of 173 amino acids.